This is a messenger RNA of Lepus europaeus (European hare), 2635 nucleotides long. RefSeq names its product solute carrier family 46 member 1 (gene SLC46A1). The record is from RefSeq and is a predicted model, not a curated record. The coding region runs from base 948 to 2147 and encodes 399 amino acids. Gene Ontology annotation, biological process: transmembrane transport. Gene Ontology annotation, molecular function: transmembrane transporter activity. The transcript is spliced from 9 exons. NCBI's taxonomy places the organism in Eukaryota, Metazoa, Chordata, Mammalia, Lagomorpha, Leporidae. Gene Ontology annotation, cellular component: plasma membrane.
CCUCAUUGCCCUGAGCAUACAAUCCCCACUCCCCCCCUUGGCCUUGUAGGACUAACACUGGCUGACCAGCAAUCUUGGCCUUACUUGGGCCCUCCGAGCAGCACUGGCCUAGUUUAUCUUUUGCCUGGCCCUGGCCCUGGUCCUUUGCACUCGCUACAUGUUUUGCCUGGGUGGCUCUUCACCUAGAGCUGUGCUUAACUGGCCCUUGCCAGUGAGGUCCGGGGGUAAAUACCACCUCUGAGUGGCCUUCUCUGAGCACCCUACUGGAGCAGCCCUGCCCCAGGCCUGUCAGACAACCUGCUGGACUGUGUGCACAGCUUCAAGAAAUGUGUGGAAGAAUGGAAUUAAAAGUUACGCCACCUGCUCUUGGGCUUUCUGAGCCUCAUUCACCACAUCUGUAAAAUGGGCAUGAGAACAACACCUGGGAGAUGGGCAGUUGCUGUGAGAGGAUAAGUGGAGAGCACUGGGCACUCGCCGCCAGGGCUAGGCCAGGCCAAAGUGAAGAAGCUGGAACUCCAUCCUGGUCUGCCCAUGGGUGAUUGGAACUCAAGCACUUGAGCCAUCACCGGCUGCCUCCCAGGAUAUGCGUUAGCAGGAAGCUGGAUCAGAAGCAGAGGGGAGACUGGAACUCAGGCACUCCGAUCUGGGAUUUGCAAAGCAGGACCUUUCUGCUCGCCCUGCACAGAGAAUCACCAUUCUCUCUGGGCCUCUGCGUGCGAAGAUGUGAUUCCUCAGCCUCCUUGCAGCUGUAGACCCUUGGACUCCGCAGUGCAGCUCAACAGUGGCAACUGGGGCUCCAGGGCUCCAGCGGGGGCACUCAUUCUCCCCGAGACUGAGAGCAGGGCCCGCUCACCACGCAGUACCUGUGGCACCGCUUCAGCGCCGACCUUGGCUACAAUGGCACCCGCGACAGGGGGGGCUGCGGCAACCACAGCACGAACCCCACGAUGCAGAGAGUGGAGACCCUUACCUCCCACUGGACCCUCUACAUGAACCUGGGAGGCUUCCUGGUGGGGCUCUUCUCGUCCACCCUGCUGGGAGCCUGGAGUGACCGCGUGGGCCGCCGGCCCCUGCUGGUGUUGUCCUCGCUUGGCCUGCUGGCCCAGGUCGUGGUGUCCAUCUUUGUGGUGCAGCUGGAGCUCCACGUCGGCUUCUUCGUGCUGGGCCGCAUCCUGUGUGCCUUCCUGGGGGACUUCGGGGGCCUCCUGGCUGCCAGCUUUGCCUCCGUGGCAGAUGUCAGCUCCAGGCGCAGCCGCACCUUCCGGAUGGCCCUGUUGGAAGCCUGCAUCGGUGUGGCGGGGAUGCUGGCGAGCCUCCUUGGGGGCCACUGGCUGCGGGCCCAGGGUUAUGCCAACCCCUUCUGGCUGGCCUUGGCCUUGCUGAUAGCCAUGACUCUCUACGCAGCGUUCUGCUUCGGGGAGACCCUGAAGGAGCCGGAGUCCGCCCGGCUCUUCACGUUCCGUCACCACCGAUCCAUUAUCCAGCUGUACGCGGUGCCCUCCCCGCAGAAGUCCCGGAAGCAAUUAGCCCUGUACUCGCUGUCCAUCUUCGUGGUGCUCGCUGUGCACUUUGGGGCUCAGGACAUCCUGACCCUCUAUGAGCUGAGCUCACCCCUCUGCUGGGACUCCAGGCUCAUCGGCUACGGGUCUGCAGCCCAGCAGCUCUCCUACCUCACCAGCCUGCUGGGCCUGCGCCUCCUGCAGUGCUGCCUGACCGACAGCUGGGUGGCCGAGAUUGGCCUGGCCUUCAACAUCGUGGGGAUGGUGGUCUUUGCAUUUGCUACCAUCACGCCCCUCAUGUUCACAGGGUAUGGGCUGCUCUUCCUGUCGCUGGUCAUCACGCCCAUCAUCCGGGCCAAGCUGUCCAGGCUGGUGAGCGAGUCGGAGCAGGGCGCUCUCUUCUCUGCUGUGGCCUGUGUGAACAACCUGGCCAUGCUCACGGCCUCCGGCAUCUUCAACUCUCUCUACCCCGCCACGCUGAACUUCAUGAAGGGCUUCCCCUUCCUCCUGGGAGCUGGCCUCCUCCUCAUCCCGGCCACUCUGAUUGGGAUACUGGAAAAGGCUAGUUCUCGCCUUGAAUUCCAGCAGUUUCCCCAGAGCCCCGAACUACCCGGACCAGAAGACAAGAGGGCAAGACGGGCAGAGUGAAUCCGAAGCAGCGGAAGUCUGCCUCCAGGAGCCCAGCAGCGCUGGCGCUCCCUUCAAAGGACAGUGCUGUGCCUGGACGAGGUGCUCAAGUGCCACCUGUUCACGGCUAAGCCAGCCUCUGAUUAGGAUCCGGACCGGCCACUCCCACAGGGGACAGCAUAAGGUGACCCCUCCGGGGAGCAGAGAGCUCCUGCUGGAGGUGACACUUCAGGGACCUGGUGAAGCGUGAGGUUGCCAUCUCUCCUCCUAGCAGACCGCACAGCCCUCAGUCCCAGGUCCCUCGUGUACCCAGCAGCCACCUGUCACUCCUUAGUGAAGGGUGUGGAGCCUGGCCAGUGGCAGCCCCAGGGAGAAGAUGGCUGUGGGAGGGAUCUGGUGCCCUUUGGAGGAGAGUGCUGCUGUCGCUUGGUUGGGAACCAACCCUGGGCUGUGCCUGCCCAGCCCUGGCUUAACAGCGCCAUUUGUCACAAUAAAUCAUUUGGCUCAGA